Coffea arabica (coffee) is the source of this 1290-nucleotide messenger RNA. The record is from RefSeq and is a predicted model, not a curated record. NCBI's taxonomy places the organism in Eukaryota, Viridiplantae, Streptophyta, Magnoliopsida, Gentianales, Rubiaceae.
AUGCCCGCGUGGUAUAAUCCACAAGCUGUCUGUGCUUAUCAUUCUGGGGCCCCCGGACAUGCCACCUUUGAUUGCAAAGCGCUUAAGCAUAAAAUCCAAGAUAUGGUUGAAGCCGGGGAGAUUGUAAUCCGGAAAAGGGAGGCGCAAGGGCCGAACGUAAAUAGGAACCCUUUACCGGAACAUGCCAAUACCAUUGGGGUUAUUCUGGAUGAUACGGAGUAUGUGGAACCAGUCAAAGAAUUGGCAAGGGAAGCUGAAGUGUUUGGGGUCACAGACCAACCUUUUGUCAUAGAACUGCCAUUUGAAGAGGACGAGAAACCCUUUAUCUUGGAUCUCACGCCAGCUGAGAGUGAGUCUUUGGAGCCGGUGGUUAUUGAAUUCCCGAAGCAGGAGCCUGUCCUGAGCCUGCAACAAGUACCAUGGAAUUAUGAUGAACCUGACGUGCAGAUUGGGGAAAGGUCAAUUGCAAAGAAGGAAGUAUCAGUGGUCACAAGAUCGGGGAAAAUUGCAAGCCCGUUUGAAGCAACCAUUCCGAUUCAAGCAAAUAACUCUGAGCCACCCGCCAAACCAACAAUUACCGAGAGAGAAGCCUUAGAUUUCCUUAAAAGGCUCCAAAGAAGCGAAUACAAUGUGAUCGAGAAGCUUAGCAAGUCGCCCGCUCAAAUAUCCAUGUUGGAUCUACUUUUUUCAUCAGAUGUGCAUAGGGAUGCAUUGCUCGAAGUACUGACUAAAGCUCAAAUUCCUAGAGACAUUUCAGUUGAUAAUUUCUCACACGUAGUUGGGAAUGUACUCUUCACCAAGCAAAUUACUUUUUCCGACGAGGAAUUGCCGUCGGAAGGCAUUGGACAUAACAAGGCCCUGUACAUAGUUGUGAGGUGCAACGGAAAAAUGCUGCCGAAGGUAUUAAUUGACAAUGGAUCUGCUCUUAAUAUAUGUCCCUGGAGCACCUUGGAAAAGCUAGGAUUGCAAGACGUCAAGUUGAGGCCUUCAGGGACCAUAGUCCGAGGUUUUGAUGGAGCGCAAAGAGAGCCAAUAGGAGAAAUUGAUUUAGUAGUUGAAAUGGGGCCCGCCCAGUUUCAAAUAACCUGCCAAGUCAUGCAUUUUUCUAGUGUUUACAACGUUUUGCUUGGCAGGCCAUGGAUUCACAAGUCUGGGGCUGUGCCUUCUUCAUUGCAUCAAUUGCUAAAGUUUGUAGUGAAUGACAAGCUGAUCACUAUAUUUGCCGAAGAGGAUUGCCUUGUAAUCACUGAUUCUGGACAAAAGAGGAUGGAAGCCGCAAUGUCACCAUGA